AUGAGUUCUCGUAUGCCAGACUGCACUACAAAGUGUCGAUCUCUACAGCAUGCUUUGGAUGUUAUUUCUGUGGUAACCAGAGGAAGUGAAGGCCAGAUUAAGGCCUUUCUCUCUUCUUACUGCUACAAUGCUGCAACUAUAAAGGAUGCCUUUGGUAGAAACGUUAUACAUCUUGCUUCAUCUUGUGGCAAAAAAGGUGUGCUGGAUUGGUUGGCUGAGACCAAAGGAGUAGAUCUCUUGGCGAAAGACAAAGAAUCUGGAUGGACAGCUUUGCACAGAAGUAUAUUUUAUGGAUACAUUGAUUGUGUUUUGUCAUUACUGAAGCAUGGUGUUAGUCUGUAUGUUCAGGAUAAAGAAGGCUUAUCAGCCCUGGAUCUUGUGAUGAAAGAUAGACCAAUCCAUGUGGUCUUCAAAAAAACCGAUCCCACGGAAGUCUACACCUGGGGAAACAAUAUAAAUUUUACUUUGGGCCAUGGUGGUCAGCAGGGUAAACAUCAUCCUGAAUUGGUGGACCUUUUUCCUCGGAAUGGCGUGUAUAUCAAACAGGUGGUACUCUGUGAAUUCCACUCUGUGUUCCUUUCCCACAAAGGUCAAGUUUAUACAUGUGGACAUGGACAAGGAGGACGCUUGGGACAUGGGGAUGAACAAACAUGCCUGGUUCCAAGACUCGUGGAAGGCUUAGCUGGCCAUCAGUGCUCCCAGAUAGCUGCAGCUAAGGAUCAUACUGUUGUUUUAACAGAAGAUGGAUAUGUUUACACAUUUGGUUUAAAUACUUUCCAUCAAUUGGGUAUUCUUCCUCCUCCUGAUAACUGCAGUGUUCCUAGACAGGUUCAGGCAAAAAACCUGAAAGGUAGAAUGGUGAUUGGAGUGGCUGCAGGCAGAUUCCAUACAGUGCUAUGGACUAAGGAAGCAGUGUAUACCAUGGGGCUGAAUGGCGGCCAACUAGGUUAUCUGCUGGAUCCUAAUGGAGAAAAAUGUGUAACUACACCUCGCCAAGUUUCUGCUCUACAUCAUAAAGAUAUCUCUGUGUCCUUGGUCUCUGCAAGUGAUGGCGCUACAGUAUGCGUUACUGAAAGAGGAGAUAUUUAUUUACUUGCAGACUAUCAGUGCAAGAAGAUGGCUUCGAAACAGCUGAACCUUAAAAAAGUUCUUGUUAAUGAGGAAUAUUUGGAAUAUAAGGUAGAUACCCAGCAUCUUCAAGAAAAUGGGGGUCAGAAGAUUUGCGUUCUAGCACUGGAUGAAGCUGGAAGAGUGUUUUGCUGGAAGUCAUCUAGCAACUCCAUGAAGCAGUGUCGUUGGGUGUAUGGCCGGCAAGUCUUCAUGUCCGAUGUUGCUUUAAAUAGAAACGAAAUAAUGUUUGUCACACAGGAUGGUGAAGCCUUUACAGGGAAGUGGCUGGAAGAAGGGAAAAAAAUCUCAGAAAAGAAAGAACUGGUAUCAAGCCUUCAGAAUUCUUCAUGUGAUAUCUCUUGUGAACAUGAUACAAACAGUGUGUACGAAAGAAUUCGACUUCAGAAGCUUGCUUUUGUCCACCGAGCUGUUAGUAUUGCCACUGAUCCUAAUGGUUGCAAUUUUGCUGUUCUACAGUCAGAUCCUAAAACAAGUCUCUAUGAAAUUCCGAGUGUGUCAUUAUCAAGUUUUGGAGAGGAUUUUGGCAAACUGUUAAAUGAAACAGAUGAAAUGGACAGCAUCCAUGAUGUGACUUUUCAAAUUGGCACAAGAACUUACCCAGUGCACAAAUACAUCUUGUCUGUACGCUCUGACUUCUUCAGGAAGCUCUUUGUUUCCAGUGGCAACCAGCUAGACACUCCAGACGUCUACCGUAAAGAUGAAGAUGCUGUUGGCUGUGAUCUUUAUGUAAUAGAGAAAGUUCAUCCAGAUCUGUUUGCAUACCUUCUGCAGUUCAUAUACACUGAUACUUGCGAUCUUUUGACUCAUGGUUAUAAACCAAAAAUCCUGCUUAAAGGAAAAUCGGAAGAAUAUCAAGAGACUUUAAUUUCUAACCUGAGCAAAAUGAGUUUUGAAGAAAAUGUUAAUGAAAAGUCUGCAUUUGAGAUUUAUAGAAAUAAUCAAGCACAAGUUAUAAAUGAAAAACAGAGGAGCAAAUCUAAAAAAGGCAAAGUUGUUGGUGAAGAAGCUAACCUCAUAAAAAUGUUGCAAAGUGCUGCAAAGAAGUUCGGACUCAGCAGUUUAAGUGAAAGGUUGGGUGGAGUCAGGUUAGAAAAUGGAAAAAUUAAUGUCAACAAGAAGAAUGGAAACAAGCCAAAGUUAAAUCAGAAGAAAUGUUCGUACCUCUCCGAUGUGACCCUGAAAUCUUUAGAUGGAAAGGAAUUCCCGUGUCAUAAGUGUGUACUUUGUGCAAGACUUGAUUAUUUUCACAGCAUGUUAAGCAGCUCAUGGAUUGAGGCUUCCUGUUGUUCAGCUCUGGAAAUGCCCAUCCAUUCUGACAUACUACAGAUUGUUGUAGAUUACCUGUAUACAGAUGAAGCUCUUGCGAUAAAAGAUUCUCAAAAUGUGGAAUUCAUAUGUAAUGUUCUUGUGGUAGCAGACCAACUGCUUAUAUCCAGACUCAAAGAAAUCUGUGAAGUAGCCAUUGCUGAAAAACUGACUUUAAAGAAUGCUGCAGAGCUGCUGGAGUUCUCAGCAAUGUAUCGUGCUGAACAGCUAAAACUGUCCUGCUUGCAGUUCAUCGGACUCAAUAUGGCAGCUUUGCUUGAAGCAAGGACUCUGGAUGUCUUAAGCGAUGAAGUUGUAAAGGAUCUUUCUGUUUAUUACAGGAAAAUGAUUCCAGCUAUGGUCAGGAGAGUAAUUACUCCAUAUCUAGAUGGACCUGACAUAAGUUCUUUUGAGCCUGAAGAUGGGGAGAACUUUGUGUUUUUAAGGGAAGAGAUGAAUACAGAACAAAAUUCUCAGGAAGCCCUUUUCAAAAGAGCAAAAACUAAGGCAAAAAAGAAGCCACGAAAACGGUCCGACAGCUCUGGAGGAUAUAAUCUGUCAGAUAUUAUUCAGAGUCCAGCCUCUACAGGCUCAGUAAAGAUGGAUAAAACUAACUCUGUAGAAUCACUUCCAGAACUCCUAACAUCUGACUCUGAAGGUAGUUAUGCAGGAGUGGGUAGCCCCAGAGACUUGCAGUCACCUGACUUCACAAAAGGAUUUCAUUCAGAGAGGACUGAGAUGAAGGACAAAGCAUUCAGUCAGAGUACGAAACCCCCUCAACCUAACAAGGAGAUGAAGUCAUACAAGGGAUCAUCAGCAUUGACACAGUCUGCUCCGCAGUCUAUUCCCAGUGCCAAAAACAACUUUGCAAGCUGUCCCAAUUGGGUAGCAUCCAGUUUCAGCCUUGCCAGCCCUCCUGCUAUGGAUCUAAGAACCAUCAUGGAAAUUGAAGAAAGUAUGCAGAAAUGUGGAACCAUGCCAAAGGCAAAUUCAGGCAGAAUGGUGUCUCAUGGAAUCAAGCUUUCUCAGAAGCAAAGGAAAAUGAUUGCCCUGGCAGCAAAAGAUAAUGGAUCAGUAACUAGCAGCACGGAGCCUACUACGCUAAUAACCACACCACCCCCACCUACAAAAGUUGCAAAACUAGGGAAUGCAUGGUCAUCUUCAUUAUAUUCUGCUUUGCCAAAGUCAUUCCGUGAUCUUGUAAUGGAAGAAGAAAAAUGUAUGAAUGCAAAUAAUUCACUUGGUACUGGUAUAAAAAGAGCUGGAUGUAAAGGAACUGAGGAUUCAUCAGUCCAAAACACCAUAAGGUGCAGCACUAGAAGUAGCCCAGGUCUGGAAGACAAUGUUCUGGAAUCUCCACAGCUGGAGAGUCAUAAUCCUUGGUUAGCAGCAUCACCGACUAGCUCUCCUGUGAUAGCACCUGUCAUGUUUUCAGCUAUUGUAGAGGAAGAGCUCCAGCAAGAAGCUGCACUUAUUAGGAGCAGAGAAAAACCUUUGGCUUUGAUCCAGAUUGAGGAGUGUGCUAUUCAAGAUUUAUUAAUCCACUAUGAAGCUUUUGACAACCCUGAUGAAUUUGUGACUGUUGAAAGGGCUCCGCAGGGACCUAUUGCAGCACCCAUGUGGAACAAGCACUAAUUCAUACUCUUCACAGUCCGUGUUGUGUGUGCACUUCUGAAGUUCUAAUUCAUUUUACAAGCAAAACGGGACUGGAAGAACAGGAAUCAUGUAAUUUUUAACAUCAGCAUUCAAACACUGCACAUAAUCACUAAGUAUUUCUUAGAGAGAAUGGAAAUACUGUGU
Molecule: messenger RNA, 4236 nt
Organism: Pterocles gutturalis (yellow-throated sandgrouse)
Lineage: Eukaryota; Metazoa; Chordata; Aves; Pterocliformes; Pteroclidae
Gene: IBTK
Product: inhibitor of Bruton agammaglobulinemia tyrosine kinase
Exons: 28
Coding region: 1-4071 (1356 amino acids)
Biological process (GO): negative regulation of protein phosphorylation
Cellular component (GO): cytoplasm; nucleoplasm
Molecular function (GO): protein tyrosine kinase inhibitor activity; protein kinase binding
Source: RefSeq, a predicted model, not a curated record